AAAGCUGAGUUAGUCACGUGUCGGGAAUACCCGCGCAAUAACUGUACAGCUCGAACUUUCCUCGACUCCAGAGUCUCGCACUUGAAAAUGGCCGAUACUAAGACCGCCCCAACAAACCCCAUGCGGGAAUUAAAGGUUGACAAGCUGGUCAUCAACAUUGCUGUGGGCGAAUCCGGUGACCGUCUCACUCGUGCCUCCAAGGUCUUGGAACAGCUUACGGGACAGACUCCCGUCGCGUCCAAAGCGCGCUACACCGUCCGACAGUUUGGUAUUCGCCGUAACGAAAAGAUUGCCGUGCACGUCACGAUUCGAGGGCCUAAAGCUGAGGAGAUUCUCGAACGUGGACUGAAAGUGAAGGAGUACGAGCUCCGUCGUGGGAACUUUUCGGACAUGGGUAACUUUGGGUUUGGGGUUCAGGAGCAUAUCGAUCUGGGAGCGAGGUAUGAUCCUGGUAUUGGUAUUUUUGGGAUGGAUUUCUAUGUUGUGAUGUCUCGACCUGGGGCGAGGGUUUCGAGGCGGAGAUGCAAGAAGAGCAGGAUUGGGUAUCCGCAUAGGGUGAAGAAGGAGGAGACUCAGGCUUGGUUCAAGCAGCGCUUUGAUGGCAUCAUUCUUAAAUAAAUUCAUCUCGCUGUUCUAUGCUAUACUUUUACCUGCACCUCCCCCUCCUCAACUAUCCUACAUGCAUAUGCGUCUAUCAUGACUCAAUGACCAUCCUAUGUGGUUUCUGUUUCUGGAUGUGUUAUCGUGCUUUUAUAGCUUUCCACUUUAGCUCAUGCAACACUUGUCUGCAUUCAUCAGUCUCAAUCUCGGUGAAUGCCUAGCAACGGUAUUCUUCAUCUUUAAACAAGAAUCUUGGGAAGCAUGCCGUCAUUCAGUGCAUCAUGCCCCUUGCUUGGUGCAGAAUGCGAUUGCAAUCGUUAAGGGGUGUACCGAUCCCUGGCUUGA
Molecule: messenger RNA, 945 nt
Organism: Cantharellus anzutake
Lineage: Eukaryota; Fungi; Basidiomycota; Agaricomycetes; Cantharellales; Hydnaceae
Product: 60S ribosomal protein L11
Exons: 5
Coding region: 88-618 (176 amino acids)
Biological process (GO): translation
Cellular component (GO): ribosome; cytosolic large ribosomal subunit
Molecular function (GO): structural constituent of ribosome; RNA binding
Source: RefSeq, a predicted model, not a curated record